Molecule: messenger RNA, 955 nt
Organism: Bursaphelenchus okinawaensis
Lineage: Eukaryota; Metazoa; Nematoda; Chromadorea; Rhabditida; Aphelenchoididae
Source: the annotation of a GenBank genome assembly
AUGGAUUUGUAUAAUGGGUUUGAGAAAGGUAAUGCAAAAAUAUUGACGGUCAGUAAAAUUCCUAUCGUCAUACUGGGUAAGUUAUAAUAAUUAAACAUUUAUAAAGUUGAUUUUAUUACGACAACUUUUAGCGUUAUUUAAAGAAUGCUUUUGAACACAUUUAGAAGUGAUUAUUAACGGAUUUCUAGCUUUUAUAGGUAUACUUCUUAUUAUUUUUAGUAGUUAUUUUGGGCUUUUUGUUUCUAAUAUUGGCAAUAGCAUUAUUUUUGUUGUAUCGGAACUAUUUCAAUUAUAUUGGCGUAUCAUUUGGUAUUGCUGGUGCAUCAAUGGAAAUUCUGGCAGUUAAGUUGAAUUUUCUACAACAAAAUUGUAUGCCAAGUGGGAACAAUUUUGAAAGAGAUAAUUUGUUACUGGGUGCGAAAUUAACAAACACAGGUAUGCUUAAUUAAGAAAUUAUGAUAUUAAAUGUUAGGAUUAGAAAAGACGAGGGAUUUCUUGAUGGUGGCUAACUACGACGAUUUUUACGACAAAGAAAGUAAGGCCACUUUCUGAAUUACUAUAUUUUUAAAAAAUUAUACUAUAUAAAAAAUUUGUAUUAUAACAUACGGUGUGGCAAUUAAUAAUAUUGCAUGUAAAUUACUAACCCGAAUUUGUCAACGGCAUAAAAAUUUAAUGUUUAGAAGAUUACUCAAAAAUAGCAAACGCGAAGAAUUCAGAGCUUGUUUUGGCGGCUAAAAUAGUGGGUGAAGAGACAUGGAGCUGGGUACAAAACGCAAUGGAACAACUUCUGGGUGGGCCUGUCAUUAACAAUAAGCAAAAGCGAAGUGUUUCGUUUGUGUUGCCUGAAAGGGAAGUAAAUGAUGAUUCAGAAGAUAGUUUUGCCAGCUUAGAGAAAGCAUUGGAACGAUUGGAUUCUUACGUUGCUAACAUGAAUGAGCAAAUCGAGUUUGACUAG